This is a messenger RNA of Scleropages formosus (Asian bonytongue), 5845 nucleotides long. RefSeq names its product phospholipase C, eta 1 (gene plch1). The record is from RefSeq and is a predicted model, not a curated record. Lineage: Eukaryota; Metazoa; Chordata; Actinopteri; Osteoglossiformes; Osteoglossidae. Gene Ontology annotation, cellular component: cytoplasm. Gene Ontology annotation, molecular function: phosphatidylinositol-4,5-bisphosphate phospholipase C activity; calcium ion binding. Gene Ontology annotation, biological process: release of sequestered calcium ion into cytosol; phosphatidylinositol metabolic process; phosphatidylinositol-mediated signaling.
CUCAGGGAGGAGUCAUGUCUUUUCCAGGAGCAGCGUCUCCAGACCCCCUCAUGCAGGUACCUCACCAUAAUGAACUCGAAGCGCAUCGGCAGGCAGCCCAGUCUGUUGUACUGUCGUCAUUUCCUCGCGGACAACAGCACUUUCCAUGUUGAGCGAUGCAUGGGUGUCAUGCAGUCCGGGACCCAAAUGGUCAAGCUGAAGAACGGUUCCAAAGGGCUCGUGCGACUCUUCUACCUGGACGAGCACCGGUCCUGCAUUCGCUGGCGCCCAUCCCGGAAGAGCGAGAAGGCCAAGAUCACGAUCGACUCGCUGUACAAGGUGAUGGAGGGCUGCCAGUCUGACAUUUUCCACCGGCAUGCUGAGGGAAACUUUGACUCCAGCUGCUGCUUCACCAUUUACCAUGGCAACCACAUGGAAUCCCUAGAUCUGGUGACCUCGAACCCUGAGGAGGCACGCACCUGGGUCACUGGGCUCAGGUACCUCAUGGCAGGAAUCAGCGAUGAGGAUUCACUGGCCAAGAGGCAGCGCACCCACGACCAGUGGAUGAAACAGACAUUUGAGGAGGCGGACAAGAAUGGAGACGGCCUCCUGAACAUUGAAGAGAUCUACCAGCUGCUGCACAAGAUCAAUGUCAACCUGCCCCGGCGGAAGGUCAAGCAGAUGUUCCAGGAAGCAGACACAGAUGACCAGCAGGGCACGCUGACCUACGAGGAGUUCAGUGUCUUCUACAAGAUGAUGUCGCUGCGCAGGGACCUGUACCUGCUGCUCAUGGCCUACAGCGACAGGAAGGACCAUCUGACCGCUGAGGACCUCGGAAACUUCCUGCGCACGGAGCAGAAGAUGACCAGUGUGACCACAGAGUACUGCCUGGACAUCGUCGAAAAGUUUGAGGUGUCUGAAGAGAAUAAGCAGAAGGGUGUCCUGGGCAUCGAAGGCUUCACCAGCUUCAUGCGAAGCCCCACCUGCGAUGUGUUCAACCCGCUGCAUCACCAGGUGAACCAGGACAUGGACCAGCCGCUGUGUAACUACUACAUCGCCUCGUCUCACAAUACCUACCUGACGGGGGACCAGCUGCUCUCCAACUCCAAGACGGACAUGUACGCCUGGGUGCUGCAGAACGGCUGCCGCUGUGUGGAAGUGGACUGCUGGGACGGUCCUGAUGGAGAACCCAUGGUCCAGCACGGCUACACCCUCACCUCCAAGAUCACAUUCAAAGCUGUUGUGGAGACCAUCAACAAGUACGCUUUCAUCAACAACGAGUACCCCGUGGUCCUGUCCAUAGAGAACCACUGCACCAUCCAGCAGCAGAAGAAGAUGGCCAGAUACCUGCAGGAAAUCUUUGGGGACAAGCUGGACCUUGGAGGCGCCCUCAACAAGGACUCAAAGCAGCUGCCCAGUCCCAACCUCCUCAAGGGCAAGAUCCUCAUCAAGGGGAAGCGUCUGCCCUCGUACUUGUCCGCCGACGCAGAUGAGGGCGAAGUGUCGGAUGAUGACAGUGCUGAUGAGAUUGAGGAUGGCUUCAAGCUGAAGAACAGCAGUAGCAACGGGCACAACCAGCACCAGGUGGAGUCUGUCAUCAGGAAAAAGUUGGACUCGCUGCUGAAGGAGUCCCGGAUCGGGGACAAGGAGGACACCGACAGCUUCUCCAUCCGCGCCCUCCUUCAAGCCACCCACAAGGGCCUGCAGGGCAGCCUGAAGCAGAACUCCAGUCUCAAAGACAGUGGGAGAAAAGCUCCGAGCCGCUCUUUCAUCAGCAACCUAAAGCAGAAGCGCCACUCCAAAUCCAGGUUCCGGUGUCAGAGUAUGGAGAUGGAUGAAGACGGACAGCAGGAGAUGGGACAUUUCAACAGGGUGGGACGAAGAAGGAAGACCAUCAAGCUGAGCAGAGACCUCUCAGACCUCGUGGUGUUCACCAACUCCAUUGCUGCCCAGGACAGCCUGGAAGAAAGCACGCCCCUGGACGUCCUGUCCUUCAGCGAGACCCGCGCUCAGCACUUGGUCCACCACCAGGCUGAACGUUUUGUUUCCUUCAACCAGCGGCAGCUGUCACGCAUUUACCCUUCGGCGUACCGCAUCGACUCGAGCAACUUCAACCCACAGACCUACUGGAAUGUGGGCUGCCAGCUGGUGGCUCUCAACUACCAGACCGAAGGGCGCAUGAUGCAGCUGAAUCGCGCCAAGUUCCUCGUCAACGGCAACAGCGGCUACGUCCUGAAGCCGCCUCCCAUGUGUAAAGGGUCCUUCAGCCCCUUCUCCGAUGACCCUCUCCCUGCGUGUCCGAAGAAGCAGCUUUUGCUGAAGAUCAUCAGUGGACAGCAACUGCCCAAACCGCCGGACUCCAUGCUGGGAGACCGUGGAGAGAUCAUCGACCCGUUUGUCGAGGUGGAAAUCAUCGGUCUUCCAGUGGACUGCUGCAAAGAACAGACGCGGGUGGUGGAUGACAACGGGUUUAACCCUGUGUGGGAGGAGACGCUCUCGUUUACGCUGCACAUGCCUGAGCUGGCGCUGGUUCGCUUCCUCGUCUGGGACCACGAUCCUAUCGGGAGAGACUUCGUGGGCCAGAGGACAGUGGCCUUCAGCAGCCUUAUGCCAGGUUACCGACACGUUUACCUGGAAGGUCUGACCGAAGCCUCCGUCUUCGUCCACGUCACAGUUCAUGACAUGUUUGGGAAGUGGAGUCCUCUAGUCCUCAAUCCCAGCUAUACCAUAUUGCACUUUCUAGGAGCUCACAAGGGCCGUCAGCUGCGGGGCAUUAAAGGCCUCUUCAGCAGAGGUUCCAGGAGCUGUGCGGACGCCCCCCCAGGACCCCCACUGCGCAAACGCUCCAUCAGCCAGCAGCUGCUGCGCCGCACUGCCAGCGCUCCCGCCAAGGGGCGCAAGAAGGCCAAGCCGCUGCCACCACCUGAUGGGGAGGGCGUGAUGGCCCCCCCGCCCGCCCGGCCGCCCCGAGCCCCCCUGCGACACCGUCCCAUCUCCAUGCCUCUGGAAAAGCAGCUCCAGGGGUCACUGGUGUUGUCCCCUUCUGAGCAGGAUGGACCCGUGCCAAUUUCAGAGGCCCCACCUGAAACGGCUUUCUGUGAGAGGCCCCGGUCCUCCUCUGUUGACCUCCUCAUUGAGAUCUCCGCUUCACCAAAGUCCCGAGACUUGCCACCUCCCUCAGCCCUGGCUCUGUCCCUGACUCCUCCGCCCACUGAGGAUCCAUGUGGCUCCCACCUCGGCCUUGAAGGCAUGUUAGACAGGGGCCAGCUGGACUACUUCAGCAGCAUGGGCCACACUGCUCCUCAGUAUAGAACCAUGCAACACCACCCUGGCACUUUGGCGUUGCCAGGUGGCUCCGCAGAGUGGACCACAUUUUCUGAGGGGGAACGACAAGUGCUGAACCCUGACGCUAGUGCCAGUCUGCAGCAGAGUGUGGCCAGGUCUGCGAGGCUGAGCGAGGUCUCCCUGCAGGACAGUGCUCUUUCCCAGCUCAUCGAUGCUGUCUCUCUGGGCAAUGGCGAGGACACCUAUGGGUCCAUCUCUGCACUGAUUGGCCAGAUUGAUGUCACUGGAGAACAGAACAGCCUGACUGUGGUGUCCAACACUCCAGGAGUAAAUGGUCAUAACUUCACCUUGACCCUCGAUGGGGUCUCACCCCCUGACACCCAUGAUGCCUUUGACACACCGCUGUUCUCCAGCCCGGAGACCACCGAUCCAGCCAUCUACACCAUCCUUGAUGAGGUGGUGCUGUCCCCGGUCUCUGUGUACAACCUCAAUGAGCAGACCGUCCAGAACUUGGCCUUGGAGCCCAAGGAAAACACCUCUGUGGGCAGCCUAGACCCCUCCCCCACUAAGCCUCCACGCUCCCAAGGCUCUGUGCCUGGAGACAGUUGGACAUCCCGCUGUCUUGAAACCCAAUACAGCUGGGAUCCAGCACGAGGUCCAUGGAAGGGAUUUGGGUUUGAGAAAGGCUGGGACUCGUUCUACAGUCCCUCGCCGAUGGAGCAAGCGAAGGUGCCCUGGAGGUCAACCAGUGGCUGCACCAACAGCACCGCCUCUGACCGCUUCGUCCUGUGCCAGGACUCAGCCAACAGCAGCCUGAUGGAGGUGGAAAUAAAUGUGGAUGGAGACCCACAAGAUGUCACACUGACCUCUCCUGGUUGGCGUCCUUGGUGGGCAGACCUGAACACCUCCCAAGGUUACCACAUGGUGAAUGGUGCCCCCAUGAGACCAUGCAGUGACUCCAUCACCUGUGCCAGGACUGAGCAGCAUCGUUCCGCUAAUAGUCUCCAUAAACAUGGCGAUUGUUCCCGUAAUGGAGGCUGGGUCAGCAAAGGGUUCCAGCUUCCUGAGAGGACACAUAAGUGCCACAGCACACAGUCCAGCAGUCCACCGUAUGAUUGGCCACGUUUCCAUACGUCGGAGCACGCUACGGUGAGUCCUGACCUCACGGCCCACCUGCCAGGCCCCACCUACAGCCCCGCCCCCAGCCCCUGCAUGUCCAAAAGCCUGGGUGACCUCACAUCCGAGGACAUCUCCUGCAACUUCCAGAGCAAAUACAAGUUCAUUAGUCGAAGCUUCAAGGCAGAGGGGACGGGGGGCAGGAAGCAGCCGGGCAGUCUGGCGGAAAGGUUGCCGUCAGCUGACCCUCUGACCGAGCAGCUGCGACGGUUAGUAUCCUUUGAUCAGGAUGAGUGCUCCUCGCCUCACCCCUCCCCUCUGCCAGAGCACCCACGCGUGCUUUCCCGCAAGCUGUCGUCCCGCAGCCAGAGUCGCGUGCGCCACAUCGCCAGCCGUGCCCGUGAGAGACAACAGGAGGUGGGCCAACCGCGGUUCGUCGGGACUCCGUGUGGUACCCGGGGAGUGGUGCUCCGCACCAAGGCCACUGCUCACCAUCACCCUGCCAACAGGCACUCCACGGGCUCUUACAUCAUCAGGUACCUGGAGCAGCGGGAGGACCGCGGUCUGCCUGAGGGCUCCUGCACGACACCGCUCCUUGCUAAGGGGGAUCGCUGCUGGGCUGGCGAAACAGCGCCCCCCGCUGACUGCUGCCAGCCCUCAGAACCUGAGGUCUACUUCCUGCUGAGACUCUAAAUUUACUCCCUGUUUUCACAGUUUGUCGUUUCGAGCAAAAAAUAUCAAGCUGGAGGAUAAAGAAGGGAAGUGACAUGUCACACAUUUUCAUGCAUCCCUCAAAAAAAUCCCAACCUCACGACAUGCAGACAAAUUCCUUCAUUUUAAUAAUUUUUGAAGUCUUCCUUCCUUUUUGUUCCGUGUGUUAGCAUUUGCUGUAUUUACAAUGUCUUUGUUAUAGAUUAAAUUAUGUAAAAAAAAAAAAAAAACCUGUCAGCCAAUGUUUAGCCGUCUGCAUGUGAACGUGGACCGGUCCAGCAUGACUAUGCACAGGGCUUCGGCCAUCCGAGUGGCACGUUUACACAAAACUCAGCUCCUCUGCAUUGGGGGCUUCACACACUGUUGAGAUGAUUGUUCUCUGUUCCCAGACUUGGACCAACAUGAUAAAAACCUGUUGUUUAAAAUGCUUUUUUUUUCACAAGUCUGUGUUUGAAAGGGGGGGGCAGGGGGCUAUGCUUUUUGUUGGAAGACACAGCAUGGUUAAGGCACCUGUGGUGUGAACCCUGGGCACGUACCCCUCAGAGGUCCCUCUUGACUUUUUGUACUGGUGCAGUGUAAUUUUGGACUGGCGGGAGAAUGAAAUAAAAGACCCAAAGUGUCAUGCUGCUCAUUGUCUGUCUUUCCAAGGUUCACACUGUGGGGGACCAAAGCAGGACCACGUGACCACUGCCAUCAUCACUCCUCACUGCUGCCUUUGUACCCGUUCACCUGUGCCCCUGUACCUGCAUUGCUU